AUGACGGCUCAGGUCCACGCCGGGCCCAGUGCGCUGCACAGCUUCCCCUCUUCCUCCUUCUCCUCGGCCGCAACGUCGCCAGCGGCCACGCCCUCGUCGGAACGCGAGUUCGUCUUCGACAACCUGGCCGGCCUGUCGGCGUCCAGCCGCUUCGACAUCAAGGGCAAGACGACGGCAACCGCGACAGCGACCGCGUCGGCGACCGCAUCUUCGUCAUCGUCUCCACUGCCAUCGCCAGCACCGACGAGGUCACCACCAACGUCGUUGGCUGUACUGUCGCCGGCGAGCGCAGGGCCCAGCUCCCCGCCCCUCUCUGCAUCGUCGGGCGCGCGGCCGCCGCUGCUGAAGCGGGGCGACUCUGCGCAGCGGCAAAGCAAGCACGAGCGGUCUACCGACGGCGGCCACCAGCAGCAGAGCACGACAAAGACCCACCGGCCUCGGCUCAAGAGCCUGCAGAGCCUCAACGCCGGCCCCGCAUCGCCCUCGCUGUCAGAGCAUCACAGCGGCAACGCGCACCUGCUCACGAGCCCCUCUGCCUUUUCGCGCUCGGGCCAGUCGACGGGUGGCGGUGCCAUCGAGCGACUGCAGCCGCUCGCCUCGGCCGGCGCCUCUGCCUCUGCAUCCUCGGCGCAGCGAUCCGAAACGGCGGCCAAGGCGGCGGCAGCCAAGUCGUCCGGGUCCAAGCCGGCGGCAGAAGGUGGGCCACUGGCGUCCAGCGGCGCCUCCCUAUCGCCCCGGUCGGCUGCCGCUCCCUGGUCGAUGCGGAACGAGAACGAGUACACCGAGUUUGGCUCUCUCGCCUCGGGCUCGGCGACCAGGUCGAGCCUCGAGACGGACCGAGCGACGACGGCGGCGGCGGCAAGGGCGCGCACGCAGUCGGCCCACGCGCUGGCCGGUCCGGGCCUCAAGCGGAGCAACACGGUGAGCGUCGGCUUCGAGUCGCUCAGCUCCAUGGAUGCCGGCGCCUCGAGCAGCAGCACGAACCGGCAGGGCAACAGCUCGACGUUUGGGUUCGCGUCGGCGUCGGCGGCGGCAGGCCGGUCCCGCCACGGCCCGGGCCUCGGCGCGCGGCGGCAGACGGUGUCCAACAUCCACGCCAACAACGACUUUGACCACCUGCUGUCGAGCCAAGGCAGGACGAUGGCCUACUCGCGCCAGCCGCAACAGCACGGGCACCACGCGUCGACGUCGUCGGUGCUGACGUCGCCGCAGUCGCACCACCAGGUCCGGGAGCGUCCGGCGCUGCAGGGCAACCAGCUCGAGGCCAAGGUCGUCAUCCUCGGCACCCAGGGCGUGGGCAAGACGUCGCUGGUGCACCGCUACACGUCGGGUCAGUUUAGCGCGUCGUCGAUCCCGUCGACGAUCGGCGCCAGCUUCCUGACCAAGAAGCUCAUCGUCGACGGCGUCAAGGUGCGGCUGCAGCUGUGGGACACGGCGGGCCAGGAGCGCUUCCGCAGCAUGGCGCCCAUGUACUACCGCGGCAGCAACGCGGCCGUCAUCGUCUACGACAUCACGUCGAUGCAGAGCUUCCUCGACGUCAAGUCGUGGAUCGAGGAGCUGCGGCGCAACAUGGCGUCCGACCUCGUCAUCCACAUUGUCGGCGCCAAGCUCGACCUGGCCUACUCGAAGCGCGACGUGGCGCUCGACUUUGCGCGGGCGACGGUGCGCUCGUGGGUCAAGCCGGCGUCGCCGACACCGCCCGACUCGCCGGAUCUGUCGCAGUCGCUGUCGCCGUCCAAGGCCACGUCGCGCCUGGGCGGGCUGGGCAACCUGGCCAUCGGCUCGGCCUCGCGGCUCGCGUCGUUCCCGCGCGGCGGGCAGCAACAGAGCCCGUCGGGAGCGGGCGGCCACAGUCACGGCCACGGCGCCGUCGCCAAGCCCGGCAGCGCCGGCAGCUCGGCCGGAUCGGCUGGCAGCGAUCUGGGCCAGGACGCUUUCUCCGAUGGCGGGCCGUUUUCGGGCGGCGCGGACUCGUCUGGCUUCCCGACGUGGGAGCAGAUUGAGGUGUCGGAGGUGUCGGCCAAGGACGACGAAGGCAUCGAAGACGUUUUCCUGGCCGUGACCAAGAAGCUCGUGGAGCGCAAGGCCGUCAUUGAGCAGGAGAGGCUGGCCCGCGAGCGCAACAGCAUCAUCCUCUCCGAGUCCAGCUGGGACCAUGCCGGCGGCGGCCCCAACGAGCGCGGUGCGGGCGCGCCAGGCGAGGCCAACUGGAGCUGCUGCACCUGA
Molecule: messenger RNA, 2226 nt
Organism: Pseudozyma flocculosa PF-1
Lineage: Eukaryota; Fungi; Basidiomycota; Ustilaginomycetes; Ustilaginales; Ustilaginaceae
Exons: 1
Coding region: 1-2226 (741 amino acids)
Molecular function (GO): GTPase activity; GTP binding
Source: RefSeq, a predicted model, not a curated record